Messenger RNA from Serendipita indica DSM 11827, 4494 nucleotides. The record is from the annotation of a GenBank genome assembly. NCBI's taxonomy places the organism in Eukaryota, Fungi, Basidiomycota, Agaricomycetes, Sebacinales, Serendipitaceae.
AUGUCGUUGGCAGCUCGAAAGGCGGUUCCUUCGUGCUGUUCGACUUGGACGGCGUCGUGCUGUCGGACCAUCAGCUCUACGUCGACACGGAACGCGGCUGCACAGGUAAAAACAAAACCUCGCCCGACACACUACGAUGUAGGAACUAGUUCAACGGGCUCGCCGUUCCAAAGGGAUGUUCCUCAGCAUCUCCAACGACCAAAGAACGAUGCACGCGACCUUUUUCCACAGAGGAGAGAUGGCCUGCAGUCCUAUCCACGUACAAACGUUACUCGGCAUCGAACUGCAGACAAUAAUGCAUGGCAGAAUGCGCGUUCCCCGCAAUAUUCGCAGUCCAAACAGCCGCUUUCAAGAGUGCAAAACUCGCCACAACUGAACAGGAACGGGGCACGCAAUGAAAGAAGUGGCCAGGCCAAUGGACGAGACUCUUUCUCGAGGGACCAGCCUCUGUCGACCGCGCGGCACAAGUUUGCAAACACGAACAAUGCACAUGGACAUAGAGAUGUACAGCAGGAACCAAAAUUGUCGUGGAGGGACAGAGAUGCCGUGAUACUCGCAGACACAUCCGAGUCGCGGGCGGAGCGAGAGCGACAUCGUCCCCAUGAACAUAAGCACCAUGAACUCAAAGCUAUAAAGGAGCAGCAGGAACUCCGCAAUCGAGCUGCCUUGCAAAUCGUUCGCGGUGUCCCAAAGUUGGCAGAAAUCCGAAAGUCGCGAGACAUUUUCCUCUCUAAACAUGUCUCUGUAGAGCGACUUGCCCGUCUGCUUGGUGUCCGACUAGAGCGACUUCAAACAGCCUUGACAAGGGCGGGAAUGACAGAGGUAUCUUAUGAUCAUCUAUUGGACUCUGAGGACGCUGCCCUCAUUGCCCCAGAGUUUGGGUGCAACAUCGUCGUAGACGAAGCUGCGGCAUUCGAUAUACUUCCACCACCCCUUCCUGCUGAUCGUUCUUCCCUCCCCCACCGUCCACCAGUUGUGACAAUCAUGGGACACGUCGACCAUGGCAAGACGACGCUGCUCGAUACCCUCCGCUCUGCGUCCGUCGCUCAAGGGGAAGCCGGCGGUAUCACUCAACAUAUUGGUGCUUUCUCCUUGCCCGUCUCGUCAUUAUCGACGUCCAAAAAUUCCAAGGAGACCGACGAUCGCAUCAUUACCUUCCUCGAUACCCCUGGUCAUGCCGCUUUCUCUGCCAUGCGGGCAAGAGGAGCCAUGGUCACGGACGUGAUUGUUCUUGUAGUUGCCGCAGAUGACGGUGUGAUGCCUCAGACAAAGGAGGUGAUUGAUCUCGUCAAAAGGGAGCAUGGCCACGUCGGGCUUGUUGUAGCAAUCAACAAGAUUGACAAGCCUGGUGCUGAUCCCGAUACUGUCAAGCAGAUGUUACUGGCCGAAGGUGUUCAACUAGAAGAGUUUGGAGGCGACGUUCCGGCUGUCGAAGUCUCAGGUCUAACAGGCAGAGGCUUGGAUACGCUAAUGGAGACGAUCUCUCUUGUCUCGGAGCUGAUGGAUCUUCGUGCAGAGGCAACAGGCACCGCCGUUGGAUAUAUUCUGGAGUCGAAGCAAGUCAAGGGUUUUGGCCCUGUCGCUACCAUCCUCAAUCUCCGUGGUGAAUUGACGGCUGGUUCACAUCUGAUUGCUGGACAUGUGCAAUGCCGAGUACGAAGCUUGACGGAUUCCAACGGAAAGGUCGUCAAAUCUAUUCCCCCAGGAACUGCCGUAUCUGUCGCAGGGUGGAAGGAGCUUCCCAAAGCGGGCGACGAGGUUAUCCAAGGCUCUGAGGAGGAUAUCAAACGCGCCAUUGUCAACCGUAAACGCAAUGACGAGCUCGCGAGCCAGAUUGAAGACGUUGCGGCGAUCAACGAGAAGCGACGAGUCGAACGUCAGCAACGCGCGGAGGAACUCAAGGCCGCUGAGGAGGCACUUCGCACUGGCCAUGCAUUGUCCAUGAGACACAGUACAUUGUCGGAGAUUCCCUCAAGCGAAGAUGGUGUGAAGACAUUGCGUCUAAUCAUCAAAGCGGAUGUCAGCGGAAGCGCAGAGGCCGUCGCAGGCGCGCUUGAAGGCAUUGGGAACGGCAUUGCAAAGACCAAGAUCAUUCAGUUUGGUGUUGGUGCUAUCACAGAGAGUGACGUUGAACUUGCAAAGGCGGCAGAUGCGAGUAUUGUGGCUUUUGGCGUUCAGGCGCCACGAUCUGUGGCUCAGUCGGCAAACAAGCUGGGAGUUAAUAUCAUCAGUUCUGACAUCAUCUAUCGAUUAAUGGAGACCGUGCGAGAACAAGUAAUUGCCUUGUUACCUCCGAUCAUCGAGUACAAGGUGCUCGGCGAGGCAAACGUUCAGCAAAUGUUUGAGAUUGAUCUCAAAGGCCACAAAAAGCUCAAAGUUGCUGGAUGCAGGGUGAUGAACGGGACUCUGGAGAAGAACAAAUCGAUUCGGUUGAUCCGUGGAGGCCAGAUAAUCCACGACGGUACUCUUGAUACUUUCCGUCACCUUAAAAAGGAUAUCACAGAGGCGAAAAAGGGGAUGGAGUGUGGACUUUCAUUGUCCAAGUUUGACGGUGACUUUAUGCCUGGAGACGUUAUGCAGAUACGACCAUCUCGGGCGUUCCUACAGCUUCCACCAGACCUCUGGUUCGAAGUAAUCGACUAUCUGCCUGUAACUAGCGUGGUUCACCUUCGAGCGGUAUCCCGCUACUUUGAUCGAAUAGUAUCGUCUCCAGUUGUCUGGAAGCGACUGUUGCGCAAAGUCAAGGUCAUGCUGCCCUUUCAACCUCAGUCGAUAGCCUCUCUCAGCGCCAAAGCGACAGAAUCUCUCAUUCGUCGUGCUCUUUGUCUCAAUAUCAACUGGGAGCGUGAUGCUCCGAUGGCCUUCACGAAUACUCUCCGCUCGGUGGAGAGACCUUACAUGAUCAGGCUUCUACCCGGCGGCAGAUGGCUCGUCGCAGCAACAAAAAACUCAGAAGACGACGUAUAUGCAGUCGUCGUCUGGGACCUGGAGAAUCCAAUCGAGCGCGGCGGAGGAUGCGCGCUGCUCGCAAAGUGCCGGACACGGACCGCUGUCAGCCAUCUGGUUGUGCGGUAUAUGAAGUUUGAGGGCAAGAUGGGGAUCGUGAUUGCCACCCUGCGACAAAUCGGAGAGAACCCACAUACAAAGACGGAGGUCUGCGUGAUCCACAUCUCCCUGCAGGACCUCGAAAUUCUUAGCGCGAACGGAAUACCGCCGGCCGCGCCGUUUAAACUCGUGGAGCUGCACAAGACGCGCUGCCAGAUAGCAUACAUGUCGAUUGACGGUACCGUCCUCAGCCUGAUACACCGGCCGCGGACAAUCAUGUUCAUUGAUUUGCUGGAUACAGCAACCCCAAAGCGCUCUUCCCAGCUCAAAAUCCACGUUACUGGAGAAGGACAGCGACAUUCUCUUCAAGCGUGCAAACUGAUUCCAACUCAGAACCAAGUAUUGAUUAUCCGACUUAUUCAUUCGGACGAGCACACAUCCUACUCGUUCGAACUGUUCACCUUUCCGGCAUGGGGCGAGAUUGCGAAGGAACCGAUACCAGUUCACCACGAUGUCUUUCCGGAGUUAGCUGCAUCUUCUUUCUCGAUAUCUGAGUCCACGGUGAUACAAGCUACCUCUGACCGGCCUACAGAGCGAGAAAUGGAGGAGAACUGUCAUUACGCAGCUCCCAUCUCCAUUUUCGCUCAUACUAUGGGACCAAAAGGCAUCAUUCACUAUCAGAUAGUUCCACAACUCAUUCGACCGUCCAGAUUUAAUGCACCCACUGUGCCACCGGAGCACAUCGUGCCCAAUGCCAUUGGGCAGAACCCGGCGUUUCCUCAGCCACCAUCCGCCCAGAACUACCCAUCUUAUCUCCCAACCGAUACGCCAUUUCAUAUUGCGCCAAUGCCAGUCUUCCCACUCGCCGCCAUGCAAAUGGCGGGUUAUCCUUCACAGUUACUUAACCUUCCAGGUACAAUGCAAGCAGGCGUCAAUGUCCCAGGGCUGAGAGCGGACAUGGACAUUGGUAUGGAGGACGUUGGGGAGGAUCUAAACGAACCACUGCAACCGUACUACACCUUGCCUGUGGUAAAAAAGGCGCAUUACUGGUUUGAGGAGCAUAACCAGAAACCAGCAGUUCUCCCUGGUGCGGAGAGGUCCGUGUUCUGGACUCGACCGACCGAGACACGUGCCGAUUCUCCACCGAUGCGGAAUUUGCUGGCCUAUAUGACCCGGCCACCACGGCAACGGCAAAAGUACCCUACAGGUCUGCGUUCCGAGAUUCCAGACCGCGAGUGGGAAUUUAUGCAACCCCCUGGCGUGCCGGAGAAUCAAAUGGGCAUGUCUGCCCAGGACGACAGGCGACUCAAGCAGUUGAGUCUCCCGCCAGAAUUUGUUGAUGCUGUUCAAGCUGGAACGCAGAACGCUGCGUUUGACGAAGGGUCAGGCAAACUGUGCAUUGUCGCCGGAAAGCCAGCCCAUAUCCUGUUCCUGGACUACGCAGCGUAG